Molecule: messenger RNA, 188 nt
Organism: Pocillopora meandrina
Lineage: Eukaryota; Metazoa; Cnidaria; Anthozoa; Scleractinia; Pocilloporidae
Source: the annotation of a GenBank genome assembly
AUGUGGAAUGGUACAGCGUACAUGAAAAAGUGUGUGGCGUUGCGUGAAAUGGCUCAGCGUAAUGUCGAAUGGUACAGCGUUCACACAAAUGGUGUAGUGUUACGUCGAAUAGCUUUGCUUAGUAUUACAUGAAAUAUUUGGAUGUUGUGGCGAAUGGUCGAGCUCGCUUGUGGCGUGGCGAGAAGGCU